AUGUCGGCAAAUCUAAGAUUGUCUUGGAUUGGUGAUCAUGAAAGCUUGAAAGAAUUCGUAAGGGACAAUCUUAUCCUACAGGGAACGUGGUCAUCGCCAGCCGGUGAAAAGAAACUUUUUGAGUCGGAGGGUCUUACGAUUCUCUGGUUAAAAAACAAGAAGUUCCUUGCAGUUAAUGGAAAGGACGCGAAAGAAAUUCGUAGUCGACUGAUCAAAGCUAUGUGUACGAGCAGUGACUUUGCAGGCGUGAAUACUAGCGUAGACAGGGCUACAAACACUGAGAAUUUUGUUCAUGAUAAUAUAUCUAUAAACCACGGCGAAGUCAUGCUUCAUGACCUUCCUCCUUCAGCGGGACAAGUGCAGUCAAUUAAGUGUUCAAAUUGA
Molecule: messenger RNA, 384 nt
Organism: Paramuricea clavata
Lineage: Eukaryota; Metazoa; Cnidaria; Anthozoa; Malacalcyonacea; Plexauridae
Source: the annotation of a GenBank genome assembly